This is a messenger RNA of Aspergillus japonicus CBS 114.51, 1026 nucleotides long. Its product is annotated as alpha/beta hydrolase. The transcript is spliced from 3 exons. Gene Ontology annotation, molecular function: hydrolase activity. The record is from RefSeq and is a predicted model, not a curated record. Bases 1 to 1026 code for a protein of 341 amino acids. Lineage: Eukaryota; Fungi; Ascomycota; Eurotiomycetes; Eurotiales; Aspergillaceae.
AUGAAUGCUCUGACGGCGCUCAAUGUUGAUAAAUUCAAGUCAUUCGAUGUCAUCACCACGCACUACAAAACAGUAGGUGGGAACAAUCAGCCGAUUUGCACAGAUAUCUUGAUUCCCAAGUCUAUAGUGCGGCAGCAACAACCUAGACAAUGCCCCGUUAUUGUGCGGAUUCACGGUGGAUUCCUGAUCACUGGUUCCAACCGAUACGCACCCUGGUUCUCAAGCUGGAUCCUAGAGUAUGCUCUUACAAACCAGGCAAUCAUUGUCUCGCCAAACUAUCGCCUGCUCCCAGAAGCAUCAGGGCAGGAUAUAUUAGAUGAUAUGGAGGACUUCUGGCGAUGGCUGCACAGCGAUCAAUUCAUGCAGUCUGUCGCCAAGGCUGGCCGGUCGUAUCUUGUGCCAAAUCUCGACCAGUUGCUUGUUUUGGGUGAAAGUGCCGGAGGCUACCUAGCAAUCCAACUCGCUAUCAGCCACCCGUCCGAGAUCCGCGCCGUCAUCGGCGCCUACCCCAUGCUCGACUUCAAGGUCCCCUUCUACACGGACGUGUACUCCAAGCCUAUCGUCGGCGUGCCCAACGUGCCAAACCGGGUAAUCGAAGAUCACCUCCUCAGUACCCGUGGAGCCCCCAUGGUAGUCACUGCGGCUGACCCGCCCGACCGACUGCAGCUCGCGUUCGCAAUUGUUCAGAAUGGGCGUUUUCUAGAAUUUUUCGGCUCGACAAAGGAUUCCGCUCUCUUUCCAAUGGAGAGUAUCGAGCGUCUUGCCGCCGAGGGGAGACUCAAACUCCCACCUCUGUUUGUAUUCCACGGAGAGCAGGAUUCGGCUGUCCCCGUUGACGGUUCCCGGCGCUUUGUUGCCAAAUUGUGCCAGCUCUUGCCUACGGCGCAGGUGGAGUUCUAUACCCAGGAUGGGGACCACGGGUUUGACGUGGAGGCUACGCUGCACACUCCGUGGCUUAGAGACGGGCUGCGAAGCAUUUCCAGGGCGUGGCUGGACGGUCGUAAUGCUCGGGGUACACGUUUAUGA